Morone saxatilis (striped sea-bass) is the source of this 3170-nucleotide messenger RNA. It is a transcript of the gene ctdspl2b, whose product is annotated as CTD (carboxy-terminal domain, RNA polymerase II, polypeptide A) small phosphatase like 2b. The record is from RefSeq and is a predicted model, not a curated record. Lineage: Eukaryota; Metazoa; Chordata; Actinopteri; Moronidae. The transcript has 13 exons. The coding region runs from base 289 to 1755 and encodes 488 amino acids. Gene Ontology annotation, molecular function: phosphoprotein phosphatase activity.
CCUCCAGUGUGUGUUGAGGCGGACAGACAGGGCUCGUACAGCUCAGUCUGUGAAUGAAAUCUCAUCGACUGUGCUGGUUUAAAGAUAUCGUUGCUGUGUUAGCUCGCUGUUGUGAUUAACGACGUCUCGGCGAGUUUCGCUGUCAGAAAAUAACGCCAACAUUUUCAAACAAUGUGCACAAUCCGAGGAGACAGUCGAGUCAACCCGCUCGGAAAACUUCUCGGCUGUUCGCCAACUAAUGUUUUUUACUUUAACUCGUAUUUUUAACGUGAUUUAACUCAAGUUACGAUGCCGCGCUGGUUGUCUGACGCCUUACAUGUGACUGCUAAAACAAUGAGGCUGAGAAUGCGUAAGGCGUCUCAGCAACCGAACCCCACUCUGGCAAGCCGCCCAUCUCGUACCAAGCGGAGGCAUUCAGAAGUAGAAGAGGACCCUCCUUCCACGGGUGGGAGGGGCUUGUUCUCGACCAUCAAGAAGUUCAUCAGAGGAAAUGCUGUCAAGCAGGAGAGCCCAGCCAAGAAGACACGCCUCCACUGUGAUGUGGACAACAACCUGAUCACCUCCACCCCAACGAACACCAACAACCCCCGCAAGACUAUCAGCAGGGUUGGAAGGAGAGGCUCCCUCAAUGGACAGGCAACCAAUCAUGACAGGAGUAAGGAGAAGCCCAAUGGCAGUCUGGAGGAGACGACGGCCGUUGAGGUGCCCACCAGCCCCCCCAGAACCACCCUUCUCGGGACCAUCUUCUCCCCUGUUUUCAACUUCUUCUCACCAGCUAAAAAUGCCUCUUCUGGCUCAGACUCUCCAGACCAGGCAUUGGAGGCAGAGGAGAUAGUGAAGCAGUUAGAAAUGGAGCAGCCUGUAGAGAUGCCCACCAGCACAGUCACAUCCACACAGGAAGUGUGUGCCACCACUAACUUCUACUCUAGUGUAUCACAGCUGCCACCUUUGCGACCUCCGCACAUCCCCGAGGUAUCUCCCACAGCCGUGGAGGGAGAGCUUGAUGCUGACCUUCCACCCCUCACAGCUCCAGGCUCCAGUCCAGAUAUGGCAUAUGUGGACUCUCCUCCUGCUGCAGUACCACCAGAGGCAUCCUAUGAGGAAGACUGGGAAGUGUUUGACCCGUAUUUCUUCAUCAAGCACGUCCCUCCACUGACAGAAGAGCAGCUCACUCGUAAGCCAGCGUUGCCAUUGAAGACACGCAGCACGCCUGAAUUCUCCCUGGUCCUAGACCUGGAUGAAACGUUGGUUCACUGCAGUUUAAAUGAGCUGGAGGAUGCUGCACUUACCUUCCCUGUCCUCUUUCAAGAUGUCAUUUACCAGGUGUAUGUGCGCCUGAGGCCGUUCUUUAGAGAGUUUCUGGAACGCAUGUCUCAAAUCUAUGAGAUCAUUCUUUUCACAGCCUCUAAAAAGGUGUAUGCGGACAAACUUCUCAACAUCUUGGAUCCUAAAAAGCAGCUAGUGAGACACAGGUUGUUUCGUGAGCAUUGUGUCUGUGUCCAGGGAAACUACAUCAAGGACCUCAACAUCUUGGGCAGAGAUCUGUCAAAGACCAUCAUCAUCGACAAUUCACCACAAGCCUUUGCAUAUCAGUUGUCCAAUGGGAUUCCCAUAGAGAGCUGGUUCAUGGACAAGAAUGACAAUGAGCUUCUGAAGCUGGUGCCCUUCCUGGAGAAGUUGGUUGAGAUGAACGAGGAUGUGCGGCCGCACGUUCGGGAGAGGUUCCGACUUCACGACCUGUUGCCCCCCGAUUGAACUCAACCACCGUCUCAGAACGGGACAACAUGAAAAGACUGAAAACAACAUGCGUGUAAAAAGCCCCUCUUUGGAUUACAAACUACAACAUUGCCAUUACUGUUAAAAUUUUAGCCUUUUAUUUUUUUUUUUCUUCUUUUUGGUUAAAUUUUUGUUUUUAAAUCCACAGUUGCUUUUUAAAAAAAAAAAAACUUCAAAAGAAACAUUUUUAAAUAUCUGGGUGAAAUUUUCUAAAUAUUAAUGUAUAGAUGAAAUUACACACACUAUGAACAAGCCCAGGUAGACUCCUCUUUUUGACUGGAGCUGGAUAUGUCUCCAUUGUAAAUCCUGAAGUCUUGGUGCUGGUUUAGUGGAUGUGAAAACGCCACCCGGUAAAGAGGAACUCCACCCCGACAGAGUCCCUGAACCCAAACCAACCCCUGGUGCUCACGCUGUUGACACUGACGAAUAACGACACUCUGUGGCUACAGACCAUUUUCAGCAGGAACGACUGGCCUGUAAAUCAAUCUGUGCAUGUGUGUAUGUUUACUCCUAGCCACACACACACACUCACUGAUUUGGUGUUUGGCAAACGUACAACGUGUAGCCUUUAAAAUCAUAUGCAUUCCUCCGUAGCUAAGUCAAGUUUCUAUUGUUGGUUGCAGUUUUUUUCUGGUAAAACUGGUGUUUCAUUGUUUAAAAAAAAAAAGGAAAAAACGAUAGCAUUUCAAAAUGUUUUACUUCUGUUUGUAAGAUAUGAUAUUUUAAAAGGGGUCAUGUAAGUUUUAUUGUAAGCCUUUUUCCUAUUAGAACAUGGGUGCAUAUUAAUGCUGACAGUCCACUGCAUAGUCAAAUGAAAUGGAAUUAAUCCAGGACUAUUAAGGAUAGUUUGUUCUUGUUCUAACAUAUAGAGGUUUAAAUCAAUAUGUUGGCUUCACUGUGGACACAACAAGGCUCUUUAAUUAAAUGUUAGGAUUAAGAAUCUUCUUACCUGUAAAUCUGACAUAUUGUAAAGGUUUGAGGGCAUUCAUUUUCAAAGUGAGACGUGUCAACGUUAACCUUUCCUUAAUAAUGGUAUUUGAUUUGUCAUUUGUCUAUAACCAGUAUUGUCUUUUACUCCUAAUCAAGUAUUCUGGCUAAAUCCGAGCUCUGUUUCUUUUAGUUGCAAUGUGUAAUUUGAUGGCUAUAUGAGUAGCAUUAUGACUAAUGUAGCACAUCUCUGCCAGUGUGUCAUGAAGUCUACUCAUGGUAGAAACCUACGGCCAGACCCUGUACCAGCCAUAUCUGGCACCAGCAACAUACUGUUUGAACAGUCAGCCUUACUGACUGCUCCUCUACCUGUCUGUUUCAUACUUUUUAAUUUGUACUUUUAAACUUUAGUUUUUUUUUGCUUUUAUGUUUAGUGCAGUUUGAAGCCUUGUGUUUAAGAAUGGUAA